Messenger RNA from Theobroma cacao (cacao), 1814 nucleotides. Its product is annotated as B3 domain-containing transcription factor VRN1-like. Lineage: Eukaryota; Viridiplantae; Streptophyta; Magnoliopsida; Malvales; Malvaceae. The record is from RefSeq and is a predicted model, not a curated record. Gene Ontology annotation, molecular function: DNA binding.
AUAAAAGGCUAAGCAAAGUCUUAUGUGAGUUCAAAUGGCAUGAAAGUUUAACUGUUCUGGCUAGUGUUUUGGAAAUUUGAAAAUUGGGUGUACUCGAGUAUUGUCAUGUGAAGUGCAGUGUCUUUGGCGAUGGAUAUUCUGCUGCUAGACGUGUACAGGUAUGAGCUAUGUGAUAGGUAGGUUCAAUUGCAUCCAGGUUCAGAUUUUUUUUUUAGAUCAGGUUUAAAUUAAUCUGCAAGUGAAUCUAUUGCUAGAUUAUUGAAUUUUAAUGAAUUGAUGAGGUCAUAUUUUCCCCAGGAGCAUUUAGUGAAAUGUGCGUUUUUAUUCAUAUUGUCCACCUGGUUAGAAAAGUGAACCCUUAUAAUAUUUGACUAGCUUUCUUCUGUUACAUAUUUGUAACUUCAAUGGAUAAAAUCAGGUGGUAGUAAGGUGUUUAAGCAUGAUGAAUGAGAUGGUGCUUUUUGUGAUCAGACAAUAUAGAACCUCAUUCGAAUAACCGGAACUACUAUUGAUAAUUUUUCAGUGUCAGAACAACUAUUGACAGAUACAAGAAAGCAUGUGCAGAUGCAUCAAACCCAGGAUCUGUUGCUGAAGCUAACACUCAGAUUAACAAUCUAAGCUUCGGCGGAGAAUUAGUAUGCAAAAGCUAAAGCUAUGGCUUCCCGCACUGGCCAGAGAGAUCAUGGCAGCCUCAACUUUAAGUCCAAAAAACCCCAUUUUUUCAAGGUACUUCUCAGGGAUGCUAUUGAGCAUGGAAAACUGAAAAUUCCAGCACAGUUUGUUAAAAAAUAUGGAAGUGAAAUCCCAAGCCCAAUAUUUCUCAUGGUCCCAAGUGGAGCAGUCUGGCAAGUUGAAUUGACAAAGUCUAAUGCUGAAAUAUGGAUGCAGGGUGGUUGGAGACAAUUUGUUGAGCAUUUCUCUCUACAGUUGCAAGACUUUGUGGUUUUCAGAUAUGAAGGGAAUGGUCUUUUCAAUAUAAUAAUAUUUGAUAAGGGAGCUUCAGAAAUACAAUACCCAAUCAAUAGCAGUCAAGCUGGAAAUCUCAAUUUUACUGGAGAAUCUCAAGGACUAGCAAGCGAAGAAGACGGUGAUACCUCUGUUGAAAUCUUGGAUGACAUGCCACCAAGCAAAAAACGAAGGGAAAAAUCACCUUUACAAUGUAAUGAAGGUGAUGAUAACUCUGUUGAAAUCUGUAGGAAGAUGAGAAUAUAUUCAAAUACUAAUAGAACUGAGAGCAAAGAAGUUGAAGACUCGUACCAAUCACUCGGUGCAUUUUCCAGCCCUCACAACAAACUUGCAGCUCAAAAAUCUGAAAAACCCCAAGUCAAUCUUAACAAAGUGAGACAUCAGGAAACUGCUGGUUCACAGGAUACUCAAGGGGCUUCGUCUCUUAGAAUCCCUGGUGUCCUUGAAUCAAAGAAUCCAAAUUUCAAAGUUCUAGUGAGAUCAUGUUACUUGAACAAUCACUGUUUGCUUUUGCCAUUUGGGUUUGCCAAGAGAUAUAUGCCAGGAACUCGCAUGGUAAUCCUUCAAGUUGCAGGAAGAUCAUGGCAUGUGAAGCUAAAAUCCUAUCCUUCGAGAUCCUUUUUAACAAGCGGAUGGAGUUUAUUCGCAAAGGAAAACGCUUUGCAAGCGAAUGACAUAUGUGUCUUUGAGCUGAUCAAUAGUAGUAAUGCUGUGUUGAGAGUUUACAUCUCUAAAUGUGCUGGUUAAGUAGUAGUCUACAUUACAACUCUUUAGGUAGAAUGAGCAACAUGGUAUCAACUCCUGGAAUUUCAUGCCAUUAUUUGUGGAUCAUUUUUUUUCUUCCUUUU